Messenger RNA from Benincasa hispida (wax gourd), 1018 nucleotides. Its product is annotated as CASP-like protein ARALYDRAFT_485429. The record is from RefSeq and is a predicted model, not a curated record. Lineage: Eukaryota; Viridiplantae; Streptophyta; Magnoliopsida; Cucurbitales; Cucurbitaceae. Gene Ontology annotation, cellular component: membrane.
CAUUCAUACGGUUAAUCUCCAAUUAUAAUGUCCUAAAGAAAAUCCAAUUUAUAAAAUUACAAAUUUACAAUAAAAAUUCCUUGUCCAAAUUCUUCUUCUGAAUACUGUACAGAAAUCAGAAAAUCCGGCCAAUCUGGUUGGAUCAAGAUCGCGGUGCAGCAGCGCCGUCGCCAUUACAUCCCCUCUUCGAUCUUUCAAACAAUACAAAUCAUCAAACCCAGCAAAACCCACUUCCAUUUCCUCGAUUUCGAGUUCUUGAGACCCAAUUUCAGUCGAAGAUUUUCGAGUCCCCACCAUUUCUGAGCGAUGAAUUUACGAUCGAGGAGAGUGGCUGCGGCGGCGUAGAAUAGUUGCAAAGGAAAAUGGAAGAGCUGCCGGGGGCAUUGGGCACAAGCGCAAGCUUGGCCCUCCGUCUUGGUCAAUCGAUCUUUGCCUCGGCUUCUCUCUUCUUCAUGUGUCUCGAAAUUGAGUUCUAUAGCUAUACGGCUUUCUGCUAUCUGGUGACAGUCAUGGGUUUGAUGGUUCCUUGGAGUCUAACAUUGGCAGUAGUAGAUGGAUAUUCUGUUUUUGUUAGGCAUUUACCUCCUCAAACAAGAGUAACGUCGAUCAUCGUCACCGGAGAUUGGGUUCUAUCAUUUCUCUCCUUGGGUGCUGCUUGCUCGACAGCCAGUGUCGCUGAUAUCUUACUCGAAGCUGGGAUUUCGUAUUGUUCUGCAAAGCUUUGCAGUAGAUAUCGGCUUUCUGCAGCAAUGGCAUUCUUGUCAUGGUUUCUUUCUUUGAUUUCUUCCCUCUUCAAUCUCUGGCUUCUUCCUUCUUUGUAGAGCCUUAUCUUGUUAAUGUCAUUUUUGGAGAAUUGUAUAUGCAGAAAAUAAAAAAUAAUAAAAUGAUAAAUAAUAAAACCUGUUAAAUAUCAAUCUUGGUUUAUAGGAUCUGAUCUUGUUCAGUGACACUGUUGCAUAAAUUUGUCCAAUUCUUGAAAAUUGGAUUCGAUAAUUGUAAAAAGAUUCUGUUUCAAUAA